GACUUCUCCUAGAGAUCAAUAGUCUAAACAUGAUGUUGGUGGUGGGACCUCUCCUAGAGAUCAAUAGUCUAAACAUUAUGUUGGUGUGGGACUUCUCCUAGAGAUCAAUAGUCUAAACAUUAUGUUGGUGGUGGGACCUCUCCUAGAGAUUGAUAGUCUAAACAUUAUGUUGGUGGUGGAACUUCUCCUAGAGAUCAAUAGUCUAAACAUGAUGUUGGUGGGGGUGUGAGGAUUUUAUGCUUAUGCUUGUCUCCCUCUAGCAAAACUCUUUGUCUGCCUUCUGCAACUUUUUGACCAGUAUCUUUAGUGAAGGUGAUGGGUCACAGGUACUACUGGGUCCCCUGCUAUUGGUUCCUUGUUUUCAUCUGCAUACUAUUGGUUCCUUGGUUUCGGCUGCAUUCAUCACAUGGGGGAAUCAACUCACUGAGAAAAACUCUAAUUCCCAGUGUUUCAUUAUAGGACAAAUGGAACAUUUGCUUGUUUGUCUUCUGACAUAACAUCUUAAAUAGCAUGUCGUUGCUUAAGAUAUUUUACCAUCAGUCUGGAUGUUUAAUAUUGGAACUAAACUAUAUGCAGUCAUUGGUUUUUAUAAUUGUUUUUUAUUAUUUUCAAUAUUGAUUUACAUUGCUUGUUAUAGUAAUAAUUCAGCUUAAAUGUGUUUCCAAUUUUGUGGAAUGCUUCUUUAUUUGUCUGUUAGCAUGCUGUGUCAAUUAUGUCUACAUGUAAAUGGACUGCUGAUUUUUACACACACAUCUUUACAAUCUCUCUCUGUCUCUCACCUCUUCGCUCCUAACCACCAGGGUUCUCAGGGUGACCCUGGAGUGCCUGGUCAGACAGGGCAGGGGGGCUUGGCUGGGCUUCCUGGGCCCAUGGGACCGAUUGGGACUCCAGGACCACCCGGACCCCCCGGACAGUCCUACCCUGUGCGUUAUGGUGACGGGGAGGGUUCCGGAGUGACGGGGGUCAAUGGUGUUGCUGGAGUGAUAGGGAUUCCAGGACCACAGGGUCCGCCCGGAAUCGCAGGCCUUCCAGGAAGAUCUGGUUUGCCUGGGCUUUCGGGAGAGAAGGGGAGCGAGGGAGCAAGAGGACGGGAUGGAACACCAGGGAUGGACGGAUUCCCAGGACAAUUGGGAGACAAAGGGGAGAGGGGAGACAGAGGAGAAAGGGGUGAGCCAGGACGUGGAAGGGGGCUCCUGACCUCCGGGAGCCCCCUCGUCCACCGGGACAGAUCUACCAGACCCUGUAAGCAGCGUGAGUGUGGCUGUGUACUGUACGUCUUGUCUGCUCUGGAUCAUAGUGAUGUUUCAGUGACACAACUGACCUACCUGUCUCUGUCUCGUAGUUUGAUGGAGUUCUUGGGAAUCAUGAGGUGA
This is a messenger RNA of Oncorhynchus keta (chum salmon), 1373 nucleotides long. RefSeq names its product collagen alpha-1(XVIII) chain-like. Lineage: Eukaryota; Metazoa; Chordata; Actinopteri; Salmoniformes; Salmonidae. The transcript has 6 exons. The coding region runs from base 654 to 1373 and encodes 239 amino acids. The record is from RefSeq and is a predicted model, not a curated record.